Osmerus eperlanus (European smelt) is the source of this 2017-nucleotide messenger RNA. Its product is annotated as CMRF35-like molecule 5. The record is from RefSeq and is a predicted model, not a curated record. Lineage: Eukaryota; Metazoa; Chordata; Actinopteri; Osmeriformes; Osmeridae. Bases 109 to 930 code for a protein of 273 amino acids. The transcript is spliced from 5 exons. Gene Ontology annotation, molecular function: transmembrane signaling receptor activity. Gene Ontology annotation, cellular component: plasma membrane.
CUUGAACUCAGAACACCAGCUGGAGCGACUGCUUGUUGUUGAGAGGGUUUAGCUGACAGUAACUAUAGCAACUACUGACUAGUGGGUUGGAGUAACUAACUAGUCAGGAUGAAAACCCUCCUGGUUGUGUCCUGCUGUCUGCUCUCUGCUGUGUGUGUGGAGGUGUCAGCAGUGAUCCAGGUGUCUAGGGAGGAAGGAGGAGAGGUUGUGAUCAGGUGCACUAUGGACAAUGCACGGCUGUCCAUCACGGAUAAUGAUAAGUACUUCUGUAAGGGUAAAUGUUUCUACAACAGUGACAUUCUAGUGCAAACUGAGGGGGAUGAUCACUAUGUACAGAAAGGAAGAUAUGAGAUCGAUGACCGUAGAGAUGGUACCUUCACUGUGACCAUCUCUCGACUGCAGAACUCAGACUCAGGGAGGUACCAGUGUGGAGUGAGUAGAACCGGACCAGAUGUAAUCCAGGAGGUGAAUCUGACAGUGAGGAAGGCUACACCUAGACCCUCCACUGUGAAGCCCAGACCUGUGACACCGUCAUCUAACCUUCCUACAACAUCUCCUGAACUCUCUGCAACGUCUCUGACCACUAAGGACCUGACAGUGCUCCUGUCUGUGUGUGUGUCAGGGCUGCUCCUGUUGGGAAUGAUCCUGCUGUUUAACUACCUCUGGAGGAGACACAAUAUAUCACCCGAUCCAUAUCUCACCAUGACCCCAACCCCAGACCCCAUCUACCAACACCUCAACCCUGUCACCAUGGAUACAGACCCCAUCUACCAACACCUCAACCCUGUCAAGAUGGAUACAGACCCCACCUACCAACACCUCAACCCUGUCAGCAUGGAUACAGACCCCAUUUACCAACACCUCAACCCUGUCACCAUGGAUACAGACCCCACCUACCAACACCUCAACCCUAUCACCAAGGACACCUGAGCCACAGUGUCUGUAACCCAGAACCCAGCCCUAACCCCCCCACCUUCAGAGUGUGUUGCUGAGUAACCUGAUGCUCACAGUCUGGUGAUAAUAUGGAGAAACAUCAUGUUAUCAAAUAUCUGCUGUACUUUUUCACCAGGCAUGUAAAUAAAACCUGAAUAUCUGAUAACGUGGCGUGUCACAGAGUCAGUUUCAGGACAGGAAAGUUAAGCCUCCUGCUGCGUCAUGUCAGCCACACACAUACACACACCACACACAGAUACACACACACACAUACACACACCACACACAGAUACACACACACACAUACACACCACACACAGAUACAAGCACAUACAUACACACACCACACACAGAUACACACACACAUACCACACACAGAUACACACACACAUACACACACCACACACAGAUACACACACACACAUACACACACAGAUACACACACACACAUACACACACCACACAUAUACACACACACACCACACACAUACAGUAUGUGACACACAAACACACACAAUCACAUUCUAACGUUGGCAUCCCAGCGGAUGAACAGUGUUCUUGUAACAAAACUCUAAAACACAAAUGCUUUACAACUGGCCUCUUCUGGGUUCUAUGUAAAAGGAACUAUUGAACUAUUUGUAUGUUGGAUUAAAGUAAUUAAUGCUCUUAUGUUUCUUCCCAUUGGCACUUAUUUGCUUUUCACAAUGUAUGCUUCAUGUUUUGGCUACCCGCAAUGUUUUUGGGGUUAUCUCGUUGUUUAUGAUCAUUGACCUAUGCACUUUUGUAAAGCUCUCUCUUGGAAGUCGCUUUGGAUAAAAGCGUCAGCUAAAUGAAUACAUGUAAAUGUAAUGUAAAUUAAAUCUAUGCUUGGUAGACUGUUGAUCAGACAUGUGCUUGUGUCAGUAGUAAAGAGAGUUGACCCUGCUGUUGUCACACGUAGCUAACCACACACAGACAGCUCUGUUCUCUGGUGGUGCACAUUUACGGAAGUUGCUAUCUAGCAUCUCUGCUGUACACUUUACUGACAUCAUCAUCGUCAGACUGACUGACUGACUGACUGACAGAGAACACGGCCAAUGAGGAG